AUGACUUGGAAUGUCGAGGGAGUCUCCAUUAGACCGACCAGUUCAAAUAAACUUAGUUUAAAGGAUAUAGAAACCAUUAAAGGAGAAACCCCAGCUGGAAUAUCCUUGUAUGAUAUCGUUAAAUGUGUACAGAGAGACUGCACUGUUGAUGAUUGGCUUGUCAUUGAAGUGACGUUAGCCCAAUUUCAAGGAGAUCUUUCAGAAGUAGCCUCCUUGAUCUGUAACCAUCUUGAUAUUAAAGGUCAUACAGAAUGGGAUUGGCUUGAUGUGACUGUCAAUCUCGAAUAUUACCACCCUUUGAGAGUCUUACGUAAUAUUUGUGGCAAGGUUAAUGACGAGGUUAAACAUAAUAUCAUUGUCACAGCGUCCUACCAUAUCAAACCUAACCUUCCAUGGACCUCACCAGUCAAUUGUCAGCUUUCCCAGGAAAUCAUUGACCAAUGUGACCUCAAAAAUUUCGAUUUUGAUGCAUACGUUCAAUUUCAAUUGACUCCAAAUGUCUUGCAAUUAAGCAAGACGGGAACUUCUUACAACUCUGGGAACUCUAAAAUAUCGUCAGUCUCUGGGUACCGGAAAUCUUCCAACUCAUACAAUGGACUUAAUCCAAUUCUAGGCUUCUCACAAUCUUCCUCAGCUGAUGAAGAUCAACGCCAUCAUUGGAGAACUUCUCAACAGAUCAAGUCACUCUCCAUGGUUUGGUGGUACAUACGACAAUGUAGCGACAAAAUGGACCGGACGUGGCCCCUAGUGACAUCUUUCACGUUGAACGUGUUGGAAGACCACAAUGCAUUUAUCAAGGCACAAGGAUGUGAGAUUCUAGACACCUUGAUCAUGUCGUCUCUGGGGAAGCAAAUCCUUAUCAAGAGUGGUCUUUUAGAUCUUUUCAUCGAUGCCACAAAGGUUUGUCUUUCUUACUUGCCGACACUUACCCCGGAAGAUACUUCCUACUAUAUUUUAGAAAGAGCAUACCCAGUAGUUUUAUCAUUGACAGAGUUGAAGAUUAAUUCUGGCACUAUCUCUGAGUCAUCAUCAAUCACCCCGUUCAUCACUGUGGUUAAUGAGAAUAUUCUUGCCUCAAUCCAAAGGAUUCGUGGUGGAGACUCUAAACUUCUCUGUCUCCUAAUCGAACAAUUGAAAAAUAUUAUUAGUGAACAUUUAGGUUAUCAAGUGUUGGCCACCCUUUCUAGAGUGCUAUUUACCAUUAACCAAGUGAUGGUUGACCCCACACUUUUUGACAAAGGUGCCGAGUCUGUGGAGGAUAUCUUACAAUUAUGUUUGGAAAUCCAAACCGUGGUCUUUGAAGAAAUCGCCACCGUUGUAUCCCAUGAAGAUUUGGAAGGAUUAAAAUUGAUCGUGGAGUAUAGAUACGAUUUCCUUGGGGUCUGGUCCAUUGUUUACAAGAGAAUAAGGAGAGAUGAAGCAAAGCAGGAGGAGGUGAUAGAGACCAUUAGACAGAAUUUACAAACUUUAAGAAAUUUUGCAACCAAGACCAAAGUUGAUCUUGAAAAGGAUAUUACAAUGAUAUGUGAGGAUAAUAGAGAUCUCGAAGGGAUAUUUAGGGAAAAGGUCCAAGUGAGAUAG
Messenger RNA from [Candida] anglica, 1581 nucleotides. The record is from the annotation of a GenBank genome assembly. Lineage: Eukaryota; Fungi; Ascomycota; Pichiomycetes; Serinales; Debaryomycetaceae.